Messenger RNA from Periophthalmus magnuspinnatus, 1293 nucleotides. It is a transcript of the gene dcdc2b, whose product is annotated as doublecortin domain containing 2B. The coding region runs from base 61 to 1293 and encodes 410 amino acids. Lineage: Eukaryota; Metazoa; Chordata; Actinopteri; Gobiiformes; Gobiidae. Gene Ontology annotation, cellular component: microtubule; microtubule organizing center. The transcript is spliced from 12 exons. The record is from RefSeq and is a predicted model, not a curated record. Gene Ontology annotation, biological process: intracellular signal transduction.
CAGAGGGGACCUAUUCUUGCCUCCAGUUUACUUUAUUACUACUCACAUCUGCUUUUUGUGAUGGCUGCCGGCACUGCCACGUCCACUCUUCUGCCUCCAGUGAAGAGAGUGGUGGUCUACAAGAAUGGAGACCCCUUCUACUGCGGCCGGAGGUUUGUGGUGAACCAGAGGCAGGUGUCCACCAUGGAGGCUUUCCUCACCGAAGUGACCCAGAGCAUCGGGGCUUCUCUGGCUGUGAGGAACCUGUACACCCCCAGGCAGGGCCAUCGCGUCACCGACCUGCAGGAGCUCAGGACGGGAGCGCAGUAUGUGGCAGCGGGCUUUGAAAGGUUUAAGAAGCUAGAUUAUGUGAAUGCUGGAAUGAAGAAACAACCAACCACCCGUGAAGAAACCCAGAUUAAAGUCAUACAAAAUCCAAAUGUCUCAGCCAAAUGGAGGAAGUUCAUUCCAAUACCCUGCAUUAUUCAUGUCUUCCGCAAUGGAGAUCUCCUGUGUCCACCAUUUCGGUUCAUCAUUCCUCGUAACAUGCAGCAGGACUUGGAGCAGAUUCUGAGUUUAGUCACAGACAAAGUUAGCCUACGGACUGGCGCUGUACGCAGGUUGUGCUCUCUUGAAGGAGUCCCCUUGUCCUCAGCCUCUGAACUGAAGACAGGCCACUCAUAUGUCGCUGUGGGAACAGAGAGGUUCAAGAAACUUCCAUAUGAGGAGCUGUUGGUCUCAAAGGCUGCAGAGAGGAGGCAUUACCCCGGGAAGAGGAGGAUGCUCCGGAGGAAUGAGAACAGAAAGGAAGUAAAUGGGACAGAAGACCGAUACAGUGACUCUGCUCUGCUUAACUCACCAGAGUCUGAUGGCCGAAGAGUGAAGUCAACUGGGGACGACGCCACGCCCCCACAGGCCUCACAGCAAAGAUACAGAGGAGUGAACCCAGAACAUCCAUCAGCAUUCUUCUCCAGACAAGUGAAGGUGCGCAAAAACAGAGGACAUCCACUCACCAAUGGAGCAGCUCAGCACAGCGUGUUUAAACGAGCAGGGAGGAAGAGGAGAGAGGAGGUGCGAGGAGCAGAGGAAGUAGCAGAAGAUGAGAAUACAGCUACUGAGAUUCCCAUUGACCAGAGAGUGGCAGAAACGGUGGAGGUCGAGGAACUAAUUUUCACAGAACCUCUAGACCGAAAUCAGGGAGUGUCAUCUAGAGCAGAUGAUAACCAGGAGACUUUUGAACAAAAUGAGAACAAAAUCAGAAUUUCAACAAAACAUGAAGAAACACAGGUGCACAUAAAUCUACUUGUGCUUUAA